Molecule: messenger RNA, 4175 nt
Organism: Pimephales promelas (fathead minnow)
Lineage: Eukaryota; Metazoa; Chordata; Actinopteri; Cypriniformes; Leuciscidae
Gene: zic6
Product: zic family member 6
Biological process (GO): regulation of transcription by RNA polymerase II
Cellular component (GO): nucleus
Molecular function (GO): DNA-binding transcription factor activity, RNA polymerase II-specific; RNA polymerase II cis-regulatory region sequence-specific DNA binding
Source: RefSeq, a predicted model, not a curated record
UCGGAGAAUUUUACUACCACGGUUAAUGCCACAAAUCAAGAGGGCAAAGUGAACGGCAUGGGACUCACACCAAUCUUAACGAACCUGGGUCCGAUUCCUGCGUCUGAGAGGUUUACUGGCAAUAACUGCACAUGCAGAUGAUACAGCGGGGGAAAUGGGGAAGAGUUUUGUUGGUAAAUCGUAAACGUUAAAGGUUGGUUGAUUUGCCAAACCCUCGUUCAAGCUCGCAACAAAACAUGACAAGCCUGUCGCGGUUUAGUGGCUGCCCUCUUUCUUGCGUCAACCCUGGGGAGAGCAAUACUGAACCCAGCAUGGUGCUGCCACCUUUGGCAGAGGAGCACAUGGGGCACCCCACUGGCAGUUCCUUAAAACUCUGCCCCUCGCAAAAUUUGCGAGACUACCACGAGACGAGGGCCAGUGCAUAUGUUGACCACUCGGUUACCCAUUUUCCAGACACUGGAUACACCAGUCAUCGCUUAGAACCAAGUCCUAGGGGCAUUAUCAUUGGGACAAAUCUGACAGCAGCAGGCAUGCCACCAGUAACUGAUCAGCUGGCUCCGAGACCUAACCAACAUGGCAAUAUUGGAAGGUACCGUGACCUCCACAGCUAUAGGGAUGGCAGGAGCCACGCGUUCUUCACCACGUAUCAAGAGCAGGCCCAUGGCUCGUCAGACGGAACCCGAGAUCUCAGCAGCCAAAUGAUGUUGGGUCUUCCCGGAGAUCUUCUCUCGCGGACGCACCCGUAUGGGCAGUCGGUCAAUGGCCCCAGGGCCAACAGCCAGCAGCUAGUCACCCAGUUCUUGGAGUUCUAUAAGCCACUGAAUAUGGCCAUGCAACGAGGAGGGGGUGACGCCUUCCUGAGGAGCUCCAGGCAGAACCCGAAGCACGAGCUCGUGUGUAAGUGGAGUGACGGCCAAGAAGGCACUGGCAAGCCGCCCUGCGCCAGGAGUUUUGGGACCAUGUAUGAACUCGUCACCCAUGUGACGAUUGAGCAUGUCGGAGGACCGGAGCACUCUGACUACGUUUGUCACUGGGAGAACUGCCCAAGAGACAGAAAGCCCUUCAAAGCCAAAUACAAGCUGGUCAACCACGUCAGAGUGCACACUGGAGAAAAGCCCUUUCCCUGCCCUUUUCAUGGAUGUGAAAAAGUUUUUGCCAGAUCCGAAAACCUCAAGAUACACAAGAGAACGCAUACAGGUGAGAAACCGUUUAAAUGCGAGUUUGAGGGCUGCAAUCGGAGAUUCGCAAACAGCAGUGACCGGAAGAAGCAUUCUCACGUUCACUCCAGCGAUAAACCCUACACGUGCAAGGUCAGAGGCUGCGAAAAAUGUUACACACACCCCAGCUCCUUGCGCAAACACAUGAAACUCCAUUGCAAGGCCUACAUUGCCAAAAUCGGUGAAGACGACGAGCACUUUGUUGAGGCCAGGUCUCUUGAGGUGGCAGAACAGCAAGAAACACCCGCCUCUACAGUGACGGGAUCGAUGACGACUCCCUCCCAAGAGACUCUGUCUCCUGAGACGCGAAAUGAGUCGACUAUGAGGUCACGUUUCCAUCACACUUUUGAAAACAGUUUGGACUAUACAGCUCACAGGCCACAGUCCCUUUUGGACCCUCUGUUGCUACAACGGGGCAAUUAUAGACCCGAGUCUGUGCAAUACUCAUGCAACCAACCAAGCCAUACUUUCCCACCUAGCCAUAGAACUUUUACGUCCAACUCAUCUUUUCAAAAAAGUCUGGUAAAUGGCUGGUACACUUGUCAUAGCGCCGUGGACACAUUUUCACACAAACACUGACUGAUGUAGCCUAUAAUGUGAUUCGGCCUUGUACUCGGCGUGUUAAAGCGUGACGGAUGACAGCCGAAGUUUUAGUAACUCCUUGUGUAAAAUUGUCCUACAGGCUUACAAAAUAGGAUAGUGCAAUUUGUUACUUUACGUGAACUUUAUCUGUUGUGUUCUUGUAUUGGUGAGACGUCGGUGACGGUGAAUUUUCCUAAACUGUAAAUAGCUUAUUUAACCUUUAUUACUAAAUGUCUAUAAAAGUUAGGCUAUAGAUAAGUUGCCAAAAUAAAAUUCUUAUAUGAAAUAUAAAAUAUCUGUAAACAAGAUAUCAACAGACGGAGUAGAAUACAUUUCUAAAUAAUAAAAUUAAGUUAUUUCUGCACAGAAAAAAGGGCGAGGGCCUAUUCCGAGGAGGCAGGACCUAUAGUGGAAAUGAGAGAUUUAUCUCUUGAAAAGUUAUUCAUGAAGUUAAUAACAUGUGAUUUUUUUUUGUAAAGUAGUCUACAACAUGUAAUUUAUAGCCUAUGUAUUUUCUGUCACCGCUUAAAUUUUGGUCGCAGGUUAUUACAAUAAAAAUAUAUAUCGUUUGUCUUUAUGUGUGUGAAGGUGACCUGGACGCGGCCUAUUAUUUUAAGAUAUUCUCACUAUUGGGUGCAUUUUUAUACCUCAAUAAUUCUAGUAGCUAUAACAGUCAUCAGUCCCCUUCAUGAGAAUGGUUUAAUUAAGAUUCUACUGUAUAUACUGUACAAUUAAUUAUGUAUUCAAAGUUUCAUUAAAGUAGCCUAUCUCUAUUCUCUUUGAUCAGGCUUGUGAUUUAAACUUCAUGCUUCUCAAAAGAAAAGUACGUGCGUGAGUUCAGUAAGCUUUUGGAUUUUAUCUGCCUGUUAAUUUCACGAAUACAACAUAGGUGUGUUUAAAAAAAAAAUUAAAAAGAGAGUAUAUAUAGCCUACUAGGCCUAUAGGCUUUUUAUAUAUGCCUACUUUUAGUACUUUUCAGAUUUGUACAAUGUCCAAAAUAUUUAUUUUGAGAAAGAAAGCGUUUUCAGUGAAGGCGAUUUCGCGGCCAAAGUCACCUCAAAUGAACUCCGGCAGGUUCCAAUUUAACAGCCAGUUUAACUCGUCGUGACUGUAUUCUUUUAUGCGAACUGUAAUUUCGUUUACUAUUAACUUUUAUUAAAACUGCAAUAUGACAGGGCAUGAAUACGGUGUGAGCGAGGAUAUUGGCCUUGUUCUACCUGCACGCAUGCAAGUUGCUUAUUGUACGAAUGUGUUGGUUUUCAAUUGAAUGAAAAUGAGCGCAAAUCCCAACGCAUAAUUGACUGUAAUCUGUCCUCUGUAUAAGAACCAAAAUGGCAAAUUUGAAAAAAAGCAGUAAGUUUGGUAUUGAGGAAAUGUUAAUGCACAUACUGAAAUCACUUUCAGUACACCAGUUGCAUAAAUAAAGUGCUAGUGCAUAUUUUCUGCUUUGUGCUCAAACUCAAUACUGUCCCAAUUUUUUAAUUGAUUCUGUAUAUUUUGAAAAAUCUGAACAUGAGCUGUAAGGCUCUAAAGGCUGCAAAGAUGAAACUUGGGGCCUUCGGUAUGGUGCUACCAUUGGAAUAUUGAGAUCCAAAGGUUGUUUUAUAGUUUCUUAUAUAAGUAUUGUUACUCAGAUAGUUUGCACUUUUUUAUGCUAUUUUAUGCUCCGGUUUUGCCAGGAUUUUUGUGCAUGUGUGUAUUGUGGUGGUAGGAUAGUUUAGGGUGUGAAGCAGCUAAAAUGACUAUGUAUUGCAUUUUAAAAGACUAAUUUCUUUCCUGGUUGGUUAAUACAAUAAUACAUUUAAUUCAUAGUUUAAGAGCCCAGUUCCCACUGUCAAGGAUGGUGCCUCAGGCACCAAUCAUUAUAACCUACUUAUAGAGAGAAACUAGUGAAAAAUCGGGUGACCACAGAAUACAGUGAACCUGUGUUUUGGGGACUAAGGCUUGAGAAAAACAGGUUUAACUGGGGGAAAAGGUGACUACCGAGGCUUUUGACCCUGUGCGGCUUCUGACAUAUUUUUUCAGUUUAUUCAUUUAGCUAUUGUGAAUAACCUUAGAAAGGUCAUAGGGCAAAUGUAAAUCUGUCUCUCCAAUGAAACUUCAUACCAUCAGCGCCAGACUGUGGUUUAAAGCAAGUUGUUGCGAAUGCUAGGAAAACAUGUUCAUAUCUUGGUUUAAUGAGAUAUUUCCAAAUGUACCAUAUAAAACUUGCAUUAAUUGGGUUGUCAUUGGAAAGGAUCUUUAACACAUAGAGAUACUUGCAUCAAUUUGGUGCGUACUGCAUGUGUCCGAACUGAUCCUGUCUUCUAAAAUUAUGAUACCUUUCAAAAUGCCUAAUAUGUGAAAUCAUAUGUAUAACGGCUCCUGAAUGUUUUC